Molecule: messenger RNA, 2071 nt
Organism: Andrographis paniculata
Lineage: Eukaryota; Viridiplantae; Streptophyta; Magnoliopsida; Lamiales; Acanthaceae
Product: RNA exonuclease 4-like
Exons: 6
Coding region: 45-1196 (383 amino acids)
Biological process (GO): rRNA processing
Cellular component (GO): nucleus
Molecular function (GO): 3'-5' exonuclease activity; nucleic acid binding
Source: RefSeq, a predicted model, not a curated record
UCUGAAGUUAGGCUCAACUUUGGUAAGACUAUAAUCUGUGGAUCAUGGAUGGCAGCAGAUGCGAGACUUCAGAGACACUGAGGAACAAGUGUGCAGCAUGCUACAGACAGUUCAACAAAAUGGAACAUCUAGUCGAGCAUAUGAGAAUAUCGUAUCACUCAAAUCACGAACCUAAAUGUGGGAUUUGUCAAAAGCAUUGUCGCUCCUUCGAGUCUCUUAGGGAGCAUUUGAUAGGGCCACUGCCAAAGGCUGAAUGUGAAAGGAUAUUCAGGGAAAGAGGAUGCAGAUUUUGUUUAACUAUUCUUAAUAGCCACCAUGCUCGACAAGUUCAUAAGGAGAGAUGCCAAUAUUCUCGCGGAAGUAAUGGACUUCUAUCUCAAAUGGCUAGCUUGCGCAUUAAAGAUGAGUUAAGGACUGACAAUAGCAAGACCAAAGUGGUUUCGCUUUCUUGCAAAAUGGUUGGCGGUGGCACAGAUGGCACCAUGGAUCUCUGCGCAAGAGUCUGCCUCAUUGAUGAGCAUGAAAAGAUAAUAUUUCAAACUUACAUCAAGCCACUCAUUCCGGUCACAAAUUACAGGUAUGAUGUUUCAGCUAAGACUAUGUGUGGUUAUAUCAAUCAGAAAGUAUCAAAUAGACUUGAACUUUCUCAAUGUGUUAGGUAUGACACAACGGGCAUUCGGCAAGAAUUUCUAAGGGAUGCAAUGCCACUUAGGCAAGCUCAGAGAAAGAUUCAAGAGUUAUUAUGCAAUGGUGAACCAAUGCAACAAAUUCGAUCAAGAGGUGGAAAAGCUCAGAUCCUAGUUGGCCAUGGAUUAGAUUAUGAGUUGAAAUGCUUGGAAGUGGAUUAUCCUUCCAUAUUGAUCAGAGAUACAGCAACGUACCCUCCAUUGAUGAAAACAAGCAAACUCAGAAACUCACUGAAGUACUUAACAAAGGCAUACCUAGGAUAUGACAUUCAAACUGGAAUUCAAGAACCAUAUGAAGACUGCGUUGCAGCACUGAGGCUGUACACGAGAGUUCGCUCACAGGCUCAUAUAGCUGAAGGCUAUCAUCCUAUGGCUUCAGACCCACAAAACAGGAAUACUUUUGCAUCAAUGCGACAAAGUGAGCUUGAGAGAAUGACUCCACAAAAGAUGUUGGAACUAUCAAGAUCUGAUUAUUAUUGUUGGUGUUUAGACUCCAAACAAAGAGGUUGAGGCAUGGUUCUUCGUACAUCAAAAGGAUUAACACAUAAUUAUGGAGUACAAAUAUAAAUUAAUUAACAUGCAAAAUAAGAUAAAAAUAACGGCCACAUUGUAUCCUCUCUUUUAUCUUUCAAUAUAUAUAUACAUGCAUGUAUGUGACUUCUGAGGCUAGCACAUUAAAGACUUACAACAAGGAAGAGCACCAUAGAUUAGCAGAUGCAUGUUUAUGUUAAUUUUUGUCCCUCAAUCCUCAUUGUUUUCCCACUUUCUUUUAAGUACAAAAAAUCAUAUUCAAUGCAUAUACAGAUCCAAUUAAAAUUCAAGUCUGCUGAUUUGGCCCGUAUGCCAGGCCCAUGGAUUAUGGGCCGGGUCAGACAGUCUGAUGGGCCAUCUGGGUCUGGGCCAACAGCACGUGGGGCUAUCCAAAUUAGACUUUAGGAUAUCAUAUAAUGAAUAAGUAACAAUGAAUAAACAAGCGAAGAGAGUCUAGCUCAAGCGGGUUCAAUCCCCAUUGAAGUAUGUGCUUGUGUGGGUUAAAAUUGAAAAUUAGUAAAUAACAAGAGACAAAAAUUCAAAAAAAUCAAAUAAAAUAAAAAUGAAAGACCAAAAUUUAACUAACAAGUUCCAUCCGAAAAUAGGAACUCAAGAUUUUUUAUUACUCCCUCCAUUUAACUUCUAGUGGCGGGUACAUUGUAAAUAGGAAAAUUUCGAAAGAAUAUACUCUCUCUAUCCUUUAUAUUUAGUUACACUUCAUUUGUAAAUUACAAAUGAAGUGUAACUAAAUAUGACGAACAAAUGGAGUAAUUGAUUUACAAAGGAAGUAAUUAAUAAAUAAUUAAAAAAUAUAUUAAUAAAAAUAAUUACAAUACAAUAUAAAUCAUUAUAAC